CCAAAAGACAACCGGUUUAUCCGGUUCUUCAUCCACAGAACCGGUCCAAAUCAAAUCUCAACCGCUGGAUUUCCACUGGAUAGACACGGAUGAGACAAACCAACCUCUAAACUUACCGGUUCAUCCGGUCAGAUCUCUCAUAUCUCUCCUCUCUAUAAAUACCAAACCGAACCGCUUCGCUCUCUUUUGGUUCUCAGCGAUUAAAAAAUCAACCAGAGCUUAAAGCCGGUUGGUUAGUUAGUUUAGUUGGUUGGCGCGCUCGGUAUACAACAUUGAAUGAAAAAUGGCCUCCACUUCGGAAGUGAUACUCCCAAUUGGGUACGCAAAAGCAUGACCCGGCGUGGAAACAUUGCCUGAUGAUCCGGUCGGGUGGCCGGACGAAGCUCAAGUGCGUGUAUUGCAUGAAGCUGUUCCUCGGCGGUGGAAUUCAUCGGAUCAAGGAGCAUCUAGCUAAGCAGAAAGGCAAUGCCUCUCGAUGUCCAAAGGUUCCUCCUGAGGUUCAGAAUGCAAUGCAGGAUAGUCUUGAUGGAGCUGCUGUUAGGAAGAAGAAGAAGCUUAAGCUUGCCGAAGAGGUCACACGGGUUGGUCCUGCCAAUCAUCUCUCUGAUGGGAAUGCUAUGGAUGCAACUGGGAUUCCUAUUGUGUCAUUGCCUGACAUGCUUGAUUCGGGAACAAUCGAGGUGGAGAUUAAGGAGGAAGGUGUGUUGAGAACUGUGGAGAAAGGGAGGAGAAGGAGAGCAAAAUUGGAUGUCCAAGCUGCUCCAUCUCUGGCUCCGCCUGUGGCAUCUGAUGUUGGUCUGCUUAGUAAGUCUCAUCUGGCCCCUGUGAUGGACAAGGAGCAGGUGUAUAUUGCCAUUGGAAGGUUCUUAUUUGAAGCUGGUGUGCCUCUGGAUGCAGUGAAUUCAGCGUAUUUUCAACCUAUGGUAGACGCCAUUGCAUCUGCAGGACCUGGCCUCCAAGUGCCUUCUUAUCAUGACUUCCGUGGAUGGAUCUUGAAGAGAUCGAUUGAUGAAUUGAAUUCAACAAUGGAGCUUUAUCGAGGAACAUGGAGCCGGACUGGUUGCUCAGUGUUGGCUGAUGAGUGGACCACGGAUAUGGGCAAAACACUGAUAAAUUUCUUGGUUUAUUGCCCCGAGGGAAUGGUGUUUCUCAGGUCAGUUGACGCUUCGCAUAUAAUCACUUCGGAGGAGACUCUCUACGAGUUGCUCAAACAUGUGGUGGAACAGGUUGGGGAGAGAAAUGUCGUUCAGGUAGUCACUAAUAACUCGGAGGUCCAUGUUCUUGCUGGGAAAAGGUUGUCUGAGACCUUCCCUACUUUGUUCUGGACUCCAUGUGCGUCUCGGUGUAUUGAUGCAAUGCUAGAUGAUAUCAGCAAGUUAGAUGACAUAAGUAUGAUUAUUGAGAAUGCCAAAUCCAUUACAGGAUUCAUCUACAAUCAUGCAGAUGUUUUGAAUAUGAUGAAAAGGUACACAAAUGGAAGGGAUUUGAUAGUUCUUGGGGAAUUUCGUGCUGCAAUGAAUUUCAUCACGUUGAAAACCAUGACUACUUUGAAGGAUGAACUUCACGCUAUGAUUACUUCAGAGGAGUGGGCGGACUGCCCUUUUUAUAAGAGGCCAGCAGGGAUUGCAAUGACUAAUCUUGUCAGUAGCUCAACAUUUUGGUCUUCAUGUGCUAUGGUUGUUCGAAUAACAGAACCACUUGUGAGAGUUCUAAAUUUAGUUGACAGCAAUAGGAGACCAACCAUUGGCUAUGUUUAUGUGGGUAUGUACCAAGCCAAAGAUGUGAUAAAGAAAGAGUUGAUGAAGAAGAACAUUUACAUGCCUUACUGGAAGAUUAUUGAUUGGAGGUGGAAUAGACAAUUGGCUCGUCCACUUUAUGCGGCAGGAUUUUUCCUCAACCCUCUCUUCUUCUACAACCUUCAAGGGCAAAUAUCGAAUGAGAUCUCAUCAGGCAUGCUGGAUUGCAUUGAAAGAUUAGUUCCCGAGCCAAAAGUCCAAGAUAAGAUCCAGAAGGAGCUGAAUCUAUACAAGAGUGCUGCAGGGGACUUCGGCAGAAAGAUGGCAGUCAGAGCAAGGCAUACUUUACUUCCAGCUGAAUGGUGGUCAACUUAUGGAGGAGGUUGUCCAAAUCUGACGCGACUGGCCAUACGCAUCCUCAGCCAAACUUGCAGUGCGAGGGGAUGUGAACGUAAUCACAUUCCAUUUUGAACAAAUUCAUAACCAAAGGCUAAACUAUUUAGAACAUCAACGACUCUGUGAUCUUUUAGUUUGUCCGUUAUAACUUGCGGCUUCAACAAAGGCCACUCUCGAAGAAUAGAUCAUGUGAUCCAAUUUCUGUUGACAAUAUUGAUGUUGUUGAUGAUUGGAUUGUGGAGAAAAGUGAACUGCUGAGUGGGUUGGAAGAAGAAACCAGUUGGAUGUCACUUAAUCAACCAGUGGCUAGUGAGCCACUUGCACAAUAUCCAAAAGACGAGGAUGCUGAGGCAUUCAUUUCUGGUCUUGAUCUUGAGGUAAUCCAAGGUGCUGGUCGAGAGGCAGAGGAUGAUGAUGAUGAUGAUGAUGAUGAUGACUGCAAAGUGGAACAUGAUGCCCAUAAUGGCACUUCCUUUUCAUAAACUUUAUAAAGUGUCAGGAGACCAAUAAAUUGAUGCAGUGUACAUCUCUAGUUGUUUUUAUUAAUUAAGAGUUCUUAU
Molecule: messenger RNA, 2692 nt
Organism: Dioscorea cayenensis subsp. rotundata (Guinea yam)
Lineage: Eukaryota; Viridiplantae; Streptophyta; Magnoliopsida; Dioscoreales; Dioscoreaceae
Exons: 5
Coding region: 357-2207 (616 amino acids)
Molecular function (GO): protein dimerization activity
Source: RefSeq, a predicted model, not a curated record